Plenodomus lingam JN3 is the source of this 3174-nucleotide messenger RNA. RefSeq lists its product as uncharacterized. Gene Ontology annotation, molecular function: calcium ion binding; mannosyl-oligosaccharide 1,2-alpha-mannosidase activity. Lineage: Eukaryota; Fungi; Ascomycota; Dothideomycetes; Pleosporales; Leptosphaeriaceae. Gene Ontology annotation, biological process: mannose trimming involved in glycoprotein ERAD pathway; endoplasmic reticulum mannose trimming; carbohydrate metabolic process. Gene Ontology annotation, cellular component: endoplasmic reticulum; membrane. The record is from RefSeq and is a predicted model, not a curated record.
AUGGGCAUGCGAUUGACAGCACGGCCUCGAUGGCGACAUGCGCCCGGCGGACUGCUCCUGCGGCUCACAGCAUGCCUCGUGCUAUGUAUGUGCUUGUGGGCGACACCAGGUCGUGGCAUGACCGAUGAGACCAUCGCGGCCCUCCGCCAAGAGACACGCGACAUCUUCUACCAUGGCUACGACAAUUACAUGAAGCAUGCUUUUCCCGAAGACGAACUACGCCCCUUGAGUUGCACGCCGCUCACACGCGACCGCCAGAACCCAGCCCAUAUUGAAGUCAACGAUGUGCUAGGCAACUAUUCCUUGACCCUCAUCGACAGUCUGUCUACGCUGGCCAUCUUGGCCUCAUCCCCACCGCCGUCAAGCAAUGGACGAAACAAGGCGUUGAAUGAUUUCCAGGACGCCAUUGCAGACCUGGUGGAUCACUAUGGAAAUGGAACUCCAGGACCCGACGGUCAGGGCAUCCGAGCACGGGGCUUUGAUCUGGACAGCAAGGUGCAGGUGUUUGAGACAGUCAUCCGCGGUGUGGGAGGACUGCUGAGCGCACAUCAGUUUGCUGUAGGCGAUCUGCCUAUUCGUGGUUACAAUGCCACUCCAGGAAAGAGCAAGGGAACCGACGGCAUAGUCUGGGACAACGGUUUUGUCUACAACGGCCAAUUGUUGCGGCUGGCUACCGACCUUGCCAACCGACUGAUGCCAGCCUUCAACACCCCCACUGGCUUGCCAUAUCCUCGCGUCAACCUGCGUCAUGGAGUGCCCUUCUAUGCAAAUAGUCCACACAACAUGGACGCUGAGCACGGUCAGUGCAGUAAGGAUCCCAACGAUAAGAGUACCGAAAUCACAGAGACGUGCAGUGCUGGUGCGGGAAGUUUGGUGUUGGAAUUCUCAACGCUAAGUCGAUUAACUGGCAAUCCGCGAUACGAGCAGGCAGCCAAGAAGGCCUUCUGGGCCGUGUGGGAACGUCGAAGCAACAUUGGACUCAUCGGAGCAGGCAUCGAUGCUGAAACGGGCCAAUGGGUAUCAUCUCACACUGGCAUUGGGGCUGGAAUCGAUAGCUUCUUCGAGUAUGCCCUCAAGUCGCACAUCUUGCUCUCCGGUCUACCUUACGACCCUGCAACCGCAGAUAUCGAUUCUUCAGAUGCAUUCCUACUUGCAUGGGAAGAGGCGCAUGAAGGCAUUCGGCGGCAAAUCUACCGUGGAUCCCAACACCAACAUCCUCACUAUGCUCAAGUCGAUCUCCACACUGGAGCUAUCCGGGCUUUUUGGAUCGACAGCCUCAGUGCAUUCUACCAGGGUCUACUUGCCAUGGCUGGGAAGCUUGACGAGGCCAUUGAAACCCACCUUCUCUACACUGCCCUAUGGACCCGCUACUCUGCCAUGCCGGAACGAUGGUCAACUGCUACAGGGGACAUUGAGCAUGGACUGCGAUGGUGGGGGGGUCGACCGGAGUGGAUCGAGUCCACAUGGUACUUGUAUCAAGCUACCAAAGAUCCGUGGUAUCUGCAUGCUGGCGAGAUGGCCUUGCGGGAUAUCAAGAGACGCUGCUGGACCAAAUGCGGAUGGGCUGGACUUCAAGAUGUCCGCACUGGUGAGCUGAGCGACCGCAUGGAGAGCUUCUUCCUCGGCGAGACUGCAAAAUAUCUCUACUUGCUCUUCGACCCAUCGCAUCCUUUGAACACAUGGGACGCGCCCUUUGUCUUCACCACCGAAGGUCAUCCUCUAAUUAUACCAAAGCGUGUGCGCCCAUCAUCUCGCAUACGUCGAAAGCGGUCGUCACCCGGACGGCAAUUUGCUCAAGACAUAUGUCCUCUUCCACCAGCUCAUCUGCCAUUUACCAUCUCUGCGACAGCAGCCCGAGCCGAUAUCUUCCAUGCUGCAAGUCUAGCGAAAUUGCACUUGAUGCCAACAAUUCAGACGACAGACUCCCCAUUAGUCGAGUUCACUGCCGAUCACCCCAGUAUCUCGUUGUCAGAUGUUCGUUCACCUUCCAAUUACACGUACUAUCCCUGGACAUUGCCGCUCGAGCUUAUUCCUCAUAAUGCUACAAGCUCGCCAAUGACUCUGCGAACUACCUUUGAUCUCUCAUUCCCAAGCAUGCCCAAUAGCAUGCAGAUAGGCGCACUGCAAAGGAUACAAGAUGGUAUAUUGGUAAAGUCCAUGAGCGGGCUACGUCUCGGCAUGGUUCGUGAGCAAGACAAGAGAUCCGAUACGGGGCAAUAUAUUGAUCUGGAUGAACACUUCCGUGUAUAUGCCAUUUCUAACAUCGCCCUAGGUCGUGAUGAGAAGAUUUUCAUGUCGCGUGCCACCAUGGAUAACUUUAAUCCGCUAGAUCCUUUCUUUACUCGAACAAGAGACGCCAACGUCCUGGAGCUAGUCAUUGAUGUCCCACCAGACGCCCCGGGCACGUCACGCGCUCUGUCAGACCUCCUUCAAGAUGCGCUUGGUGAGUCUGGCAACCUGUCGAACCCCCCGGCGAGAAUAGAGAUUGAUCCAGAAGCGCUAGAGAACGAACCGUCAUACCUAUCGAAUCUACUAUCGUCACUCCAGGCUCUGUUAGCUGCGCCAGCGCCGACGUUGUCACCAUUGCCUUUUGAUCUACUUACUGCAUCCCCACAGACCACUCUCCGCCAGAGUAUUCCAGGUGCACUUCCAUUAGGGCCUGGCGCAGCACCACUCCCCGACACCCCAGAUCCCAAGGCUACUUACACGGAGGAUGACAGUCUAGCUUGGUCAAGCAUUUACAUCCAUUCGAGCACGCUCUGUGACGAGAAACUGCCCAUUGAUAUUCCGCGGGCCUAUCAAGUCAUUGUCAUUCCACGCGGCGGAUGCUCCUUCUCCACGAAACUGCGCAAUAUAGCAGCCUAUCCACCAGCCAGCACAUCUUUGCAAGUAGUAGUCAUUGUCAGCUACCCUGAGCACGAAGAAUCGCCCGAUGGCAAUGCCAACGAUGGGGCAGGUCAGUCACGGGGUAGUGCACACGUCGUGCAGCCACUUCUCGAUGAGGCGCAAUUCACGCCUUCUGGCCUACCGCGACCGAACCCGAUUCCACUCGUUAUGGUGAAUGGUGGGGAAGAAACCAUGGCAUUGCUCAGACGCGCAAAGGGCGUGGGUGUCAGGCGGAAGUAUUAUUUUCGCAGCCAGGGGAUGAAGAUUGAUAAUUUGAUUGUGUUGUAG